This is a messenger RNA of Gymnodraco acuticeps, 3364 nucleotides long. It is a transcript of the gene meak7, whose product is annotated as MTOR associated protein, eak-7 homolog. The transcript is spliced from 9 exons. The record is from RefSeq and is a predicted model, not a curated record. Gene Ontology annotation, biological process: TOR signaling. Lineage: Eukaryota; Metazoa; Chordata; Actinopteri; Perciformes; Bathydraconidae. Bases 125 to 1555 code for a protein of 476 amino acids.
UGGGCUCUAUACUGUAGCAUAAUGAAUAGAAGUGGAGUAGCUUAACGUUAAUGCUGUGCUUUGCUAUGUAGCGUUAGCUCAGUGAAUCAGCUGUAAGCUAGCUGCAUCAUUGCUUUUACAGUCAAUGCUACCUUUUAAUAAAUCAAGUAGCAUCAUGGGUAACACUGAGAGUGUGUCGGUGCAGAAGCGGCUGGCCCGCUUUCGCCCGGAGGAGCGGCCUGUGGUGGAGGGGGUCUUCGACAAGCUCCAGGGCGGAGGGGCCCCUUCAGGAGCCCCAGGGAAGACCCCAGCAGGAAAUACUCUAACGCUUGAAAUGCUGCAGUCCUCAAUGGGCAGCGUGGCCCCUGAGUCUAUGGUGAGGAGGGUCUAUCAGUGCAUGUGCAGCAUUGACCCUGGGCUGGCAGCCCCCCCAGCUGCUGGGAGGAGCAGCUCCUCUGCUGCCUCUGGAGUCGGGCGGGAGCAGCUGGUGAUCUUCCUGGCAGACACCCUGAGGGGCACUGCAGAGGAGCGGGCCCCCCUGGUCAGGGCCAUGGCCCAGCGAGGGGCCGGGCCAGUGACUGUGGUCCCCUGUGAGCAGGUAGCAGAGUUCCUGGAGGACCUGAUCUCUACUGUAGUUCAGAUAGUGGUCCACAGAGGGCGCCUGCAGGCCUGGAAGCCAGAGAGGAUGGGGGAUGGCUCUCUGGGGGUCAAGCUGCUGGCAGAGCACAUCUGUUCUGAGCUUAAACCCUCAGAUCAGGGUUGUGAUGAUUCCUGUCUGGAGGACUGGAUCUUCAGGACCCCCCAGGUGUCUUUGUACCUGGAGAUGCUGGUAUCUGAGGGUCUGGAUGUGUCACUCAGUGGCCGGCCGGCCCCCACCCUGCUGCCCCCCUGCAGGGACACUCCUUGGAAAGAUCUCAGGUGUCUGCUGGACCUGCCCUCCCUCAUGUUCCUGGCACCACAGUUGCCGGACAGCUACAACGCCCCCUGGAGACUGGUGUUCUCCACACAGCUGCACGGAGAGAGCUUCUCCAGGAUGGUGACCGGUCUGACCAAGUGUGGCCCCACCCUGCUGCUCAUCAGAGACACAAAGGGCCACAUCUUCGGGGGCUUUGCCUCCCACGCCUGGGAGCUCAGACCUAAGUUCCAGGGUGACUCUAGAUGCUUCCUGUUCACUGUGUUCCCCAGACUGAGAGUUUACACAGCAACAGGAUACAACGAGCACUUCAUGUACCUGAACCAGAACCAGCAGACCAUGCCCAACGGACUGGGUAUGGGGGGCCAGCACGGGUACUUCGGCUUGUGGCUGGACAGUGAUUUUGGCCGCGGUCACAGCCGUGCACGGCCCAGGUGCACCACCUACGGCAGCCCCCAGCUGUCUGAGGAGGAGGACUUCAGCCUGGACUCUGUGGAGGUGUGGGCCGUGGGGAAGCCCCCAGAACCACAGGAGGGCGAGGAGGGACAGGGCAAAAGGAGUAUCCUGGAUAUGGACCCAGAGGCCCAGGCCAUGAUGGAGAUGACGGGGAAGACUCUGCACAGUCAGGGCCUCAGGGAGCCGGAGGAGGAUCAGGAACAGUGAACCAUGUCCCGUCCACCUGGUGCUCACACAAACUUGGAUUUGUCACAUGACAACGCUUGAUAACAUUUAUAUCUCACCUAAAGACAAGUGUGCAGUAUCAAAUAUAGUGAUAUCAGAGGUGUUCCCCUGCCUUUCAUUUAGCAACAAGCUGUUUUGAAUAACACAGCACUGAAAUCAUUCUCUUGUUUACAUGGAUCAGCUGUUACAUAUGGGGUUGGCUAUGGAAGAUGUCAUUAAGACCAGGCUAACAAUGCCUAACGAAGUCUAAAGGCUUCAAACUGGUCUUUAAUGUCAGUGCAGAAGGAGCAAUGAUGUAUGGGUGUGAUAUAAUCAUCUCCAUUCUCUUCUCAUUCAAACUACUGAGGAAAGUAAGCACAGCAAAACUGAAGGUUACACCACUGAUAGCCAUGUUAAAUAACAGUCAAUAUAAAACAUGGAUCUGUCCUGAACGUGAGCCCAUUUUAAGAAAAGUCUAAUGAAAUGCUGUUUGGCAGAAGGUUUUUGGGAGACAGAACCUGACACGGGCCUGUUGUCAGUUUCAUGGUGAACAUGUGUUGAAUGAUAACAUCCUUAUGAUCAGUUGAACUGUCUGAGAAGUUUAGGAGUGACUCAGGGAAUGAGUCCACUACCAGAGAAGAGGUUGACUGUUUAUCAGUUAUUCCUUCAUCGCUCCUCAAACUGACCAAUAGAGGAAUGCCUGUGACAUGUGUCACAGUGACAGACUGUGUUGUGUAUGCAGAUGUGAUGCUGUGCCUUUUAUUUUCUCAUUGUAGUGGUUCAGGUUUGAAUAUCAAGUACAACUAACUGAGGACUUGCAGCAGAUCAACAUGUGUUAUGUAAUGAACAAACGCUUGCAAUACAGUGAAGAAGCAGGCCAGUUUAUCACAGCUCAGAUGUAACACCUAUAUAUUUAUUGUUUAUUUAUCAAAUAUAUUGAUUGAGUAUAUCAAAGAAACAGAAUAACGUGUGGUGGAAGAGUGGUAUCAUGGGAGAUGUUAUAUUGAAUGCAGUCAGCUCCUCCUGGUUAGGAUCCCUUCACAUGUUCAUCCUUUCAAAAGGUUUUAUUAGCCGAGGUCUGUCUCCUCUUGUCAAAAACAAACAGACCCGUGGAUAAAAAGCGGCAGAGCAGUUUCACGUUAUAAAGUGUUUUUAUCCCGGCACUGGCUGCUGCUAAAGCUAGCUCAACUUGCUUUGCUAAAGACUUAAAACAACCAAGAGAUACAAAAAAGUCUAAGAACAAUUCUGGCUCACAAUUUGAUAACAUGGUGACAGCUUCUGGCAGACAAUCGCAAGGCUGAGGUUAGCUUAAAGGGGAUUGGCUAUUACAGGAGACAAUAUGAAACUGACCUUAGCUUUAUUAAAAUAUAAGAUUUCUCCUGGUUGGAAAAUGCUUUGAAACAUUUGGUAUAAUGUGAAAACACAACCCUAAAAAUUAUAUCCAAAACUUAGGUCUAGUGAAUUCAUAUAUUUAUCUGUUUGCUGACCAAUUCAAACUCUAAAAUAUCUGCAGGACAUACUCACAUAAUAGAUCAAAUCAUGAUUAUUACCUCUUACUAUAAUUACAAUUGUCGUAAUAUAGUGAUUCAACUGGAUGUAGGAUUUUGUGUGUGUGUGUGUUUUGAAAACAUUGUUUCAGUGAAUAAAGGAAACACUGCCCCACUGGCUGGAAGGCAGAGCUGCUGGCUGGUGGUUCUCAGCUCAGUGACGACAUGUAUCUUCAUCUGAUCUUGUCUGACUUUGAGUUGUAAAAGUUGACAUGAAAAUAAAUGAGUGGAUCUGAACUAAUCCAAACCUGCUCUGAGACUGAAA